CAUCACCUGAUGAGAUCCUUCUGCCUUGAUCAAUUACAAGCGCGCCCUUCAUCCUACACUCAUGCGCGCCCUCCACAUACUUAUCCAAGCGAUAGCGAUGAGAAUUUUCGACUAUUUAUUCAUCGUCCAAUACUCUCCAAUCAGCCCGGCAUGAAAUCAUUUGAGCCUUCGUCUUGGUUCUUUUCGACACACACAUUUGAAAGCAACAAUACCUGAGAAAGUCUCUUCAAACCCUAGCCAAACAGCAUGGUCACCGUCGAUCUCGACUUCCGUCUUGCGACGGUUGAAGACGCUAUUCCACUAGGACGCCUCAUCAACACCGCUUUUCUCGCCGACAAGACAACACAGGUGUUCUUGACGGAUGAUCGCAGUGUCGAUGUUAUUGACGUACCUACGAUCAUUGCCAAGAUCAGCCAGCCCGAUUGCGCCGUUCUUGCCGUCGAGGACCGAUCGACCGGGUCUCUGGUGGCCCACGGCUCCGUGCGCAAACUUGAUAACGGCCGCGCAUGGUUUGGCAUGUUAGCCGUGGACGUCAACUGUCAGAACCGGGGCCUCGGUAGCAAGGUGCUUGCGUGGGCUGAACAAUACGCCUAUCGCGAAUGGGGCUCUCCUAGGAUGGAGUUCGACGCCGUGAACACCCGUACUGAGUUGAUUGCCUGGUACAAGAAAAGAGGGUAUCUGCCGACUGGACAAACCACGCCUUUCCCUUACGAGCGCCAUGGGAACUGGGAAGGGGUGCUGCGAGACAAUCUCUGCUUUAUUAACCUGGGGAAGGAUCUUGGGGAGCCCCAUGAAGGUCCAGUGGGACCACAUAGGACAAAUCAUCGGAGAUAGCCUAAAGGACUUGGCACUUGGCACUUAACACUUAGCAUAUAAAAUUUAGGAUUAUAUUUAUAUAAGCUAUUAUUGUACGAAAGGAUAUCCAAUUUAAUUAAACUAUAUACCUAUCCAAUUACC
Molecule: messenger RNA, 957 nt
Organism: Xylaria bambusicola
Lineage: Eukaryota; Fungi; Ascomycota; Sordariomycetes; Xylariales; Xylariaceae
Product: acetyltransferase
Exons: 1
Coding region: 247-834 (195 amino acids)
Molecular function (GO): acyltransferase activity, transferring groups other than amino-acyl groups
Source: RefSeq, a predicted model, not a curated record